This is a messenger RNA of Neocloeon triangulifer, 1805 nucleotides long. RefSeq names its product baculoviral IAP repeat-containing protein 7-like. Lineage: Eukaryota; Metazoa; Arthropoda; Insecta; Ephemeroptera; Baetidae. Gene Ontology annotation, cellular component: cytoplasm; spindle microtubule; nucleus. Gene Ontology annotation, biological process: regulation of cell cycle. The coding region runs from base 330 to 1526 and encodes 398 amino acids. The record is from RefSeq and is a predicted model, not a curated record. The transcript has 8 exons.
UCAUUUGCUCUGCGACGUAGGACGCAGACUUUUGCAGCUUGACUUUCCGCAUCCGCAUAACAAACUGUUAGACUUUUUAUCAUGACCCUACCAGUUAGACUUUUAAGUCUAAAUCUUUCCUGCAACUCCUGCAUGAGUUUCCACCAGAUUCUAGAAGGAAAGUCAAAGGCUUUUUAUACUUGUCAUCAACAGCAAUAUACUGCGUCUCUAUCCACCCGCUGCAGCAGUUGACGAUUGCAAUUCAAACUCACGAGAGUUCUUGCUUUUGGGCCAUUCGAGGAGACCUGAAAAUCAUCACUUAUAUUGCGUCUUGAGCAAACAGUAAAAAAAUGAAUAACCAGCAACUUCUCCCUGUUGACUACCGCGAUGAGUUUGUCAGAAUCCAAACCUUUCCACAGAGCUGGUCUGCUCAUUACAAGAAAGACGAAUUAGCCAAGGAAGGUUUUUUCUGCAUCUCCAACAGUUCUUGGGUUUGCUGCUUUGCCUGCACUGUUAAUUUGAAUACUGAAAUUGCCGACCUGGUCUCCAUUCGCGGCCAACAUAUGACAAAAUCGCCUUCCUGCCCUAUGGUCCUCAACACGGAGUGUGGAAAUGUGCCCAUGACUCACAAAACUAUUUACAAGUGUGAAAGGGAUCGAUUGUAUUCAUUCUGCUGUGUUGAUUUCCGAUGGCCUGUGGACGUCCAUGACUUGGCAAAGAGUGGAUUUUACUAUGACCCUAGCAGGAAAUCAUCAUGCUGCUUCUUUUGCAAACUGCAGAUUGGCAGUUGGACUUUAGGCGACACAGGACUUACUGAACAUCAAAAAUACAAUCCAACCUGUAGUUACUUCACGCAGCAACCAGGAGUUGAAAAUGUUCCUUUGGGACUAGAAAAUACGCCACAGGGUGCCAAGAUCAUCAAUGCGGCCCUUGCUGAAGAAUCCAAUCCGAAUCAACAGUUGCAACCACUUGCCAUUGGCGAGCCACCGAAAACCGCAAAAUAUAAAGAUAAGAAGGACAGGAUGAGCUCCUUUGCGACAUGGCCAGCCAGUAUGAAACAGAGACCUGGAGAGUUAGCUGAUGCUGGAUUUUUCUACUCUUCCACUGGUGAUCAUGUUGAAUGUUACCAGUGUGGUGGACGCCUAAGAGACUGGGGUCGUGAAGACAUACCGUGGGAGGAGCAUGCAUUUUGGUUUCCAUACUGCGAACUUGUUAAGGUUGUGAAAGGUGUGGAUUUCAUUAGCGAAAUGCAACACAGGAAAAAAAUUCCCACCAAUAAGAGGUCAACUAUAGCUCCCAUUGAUUCUGAUAUCCUGGAUGAGGAUGAAUCAAUUGAAAUUGACGGGGGACCUGCUAAUGAUCCACCAGGUGAUGACGCAUUAAGAGAGGUCCGCCUUUGCAAGGUGUGCCUUACUAAAGAGUUGGGAAUUGUUUUUCUUCCUUGUGCCCACAUGGCCACAUGUCCUGAUUGCGCUCCACAGCUGACGACAUGUCCGAUAUGCCGGUCAAACUUCUGCGCUUACGUUAGGGCAUUCCUGCCCGCUUAAUCAAGUAACCAUAGAAAAUUUCAAUAUUUCACGGCGUUUAUAAAUGUAAACUGGAUUUGGGUUACCCUAAAUAGUGUAAUGUACUAAAUAGCACUAAUAAUAGAAUUAUUCAACAUUAUAAUUAUAAUUGCAUACCAUUUAUUAUCUUUUCUUAUCUAAUUGUUGUAAAAUAAUAUUCAUUUCUUCUCGAAAUUUCGAAUUAAAUAUUUUCCUUUUCAAUUACAUUAUCUCUUUUUUAAACAUAAAAAAUAAAUACAAGUUAUAUCUAUAGUAAAGAAA